UCAACAUCUUCGAAGUUACUUUCAAAACAGACUUUUGCUGAACUGGUCCAUCCCUGCCUGUGGAAGUGAGAAUCAAUAAAAUGAAGGCUGUUCAGCUGCUAAUUGUCCUGGUGAUGACCUUCGCUCCAGCAAUGGCAUUUCCAUGGAUUUCAUCGCCCGCUGUUAAUGAAAAUAACGGACCUGAGAGGCGGACCAUCCCGGAGUUGCAGGGUAACCCAUGUAUUAGCUCUCCUUGCUUGAAUAAUGCGAGAUGUAUCGGUAGUGAUUGGAGCUUUACAUGUGACUGUCCUUCGGGAUACACUGGCGAUCAUUGUGAAACUGAUAUUGACGAUUGUGCGAAGAACCCUUGCCAAAAUGGCAAAUGUAUUGACGGGAUCAACUCUUACAAAUGCGAUUGUGUUGCUGGUUACAGUGGAAAGAACUGCGAAAACAAUGUCGACGAAUGUGCUGAUGGCCCUUGUAAAAACGGCGCUAAAUGUAUCGAUGGAGUCAAUGCUUAUAAAUGCGAGUGUGCUCCUGGUUUUAAUCGAAAGAACUGCGAAAACAAUGUCGACGAAUGUGCAAAGAAACCUUGUCAAAAUGGUGCCAAAUGUAUCGAUGGAGUCAAUUCUUACACAUGUAAAUGUGCUGCUGGUUACACUGGACCGAACUGCGAAACCAAUGUAGACGAAUGUGCAAAGAAGCCUUGUCAAAAUGGUGCCGAAUGUAUCGAUGGAGUCAAUUCGUACGAAUGUAAAUGUAAACUUGGGUAUAAUGGAAAGAACUGUGAAAACUCUCCUGUUUGCAACAAAGUGAGACGAAUUGGUUGUUUCAACUCCUAUUCAUGGGUUGUUAAAAAGAAAACUUUGCCAAAGAUGAUCCUUACCGAUCGUGAUAAGGGCUCGCCAGUUUCUAGCGACAAAGAUGUGGAUUGGGUAAACUGGGGUCAUUACAUGGCUGAUAUUGCUUGUAGGUGCUCUGAACGUGCUAAGUUAUUAGGCUACAAGAUCAUUGGAAUUCAGAACUUUGGAGAGUGCUGGAGCGGCCCUUCAGCCAAAGCAGAAGAUUUUGGUCCCAAAAUUGCUUCCUCUAAAUGUGUAGGAAUAGAUUAUAAGAAUUGUUUACCCGGAGAAAAACACUGCGUUGGUCUUGACUACACUAACUUUGUUUAUGAACUUGUUCCACCGACACCGUUUUCCAGAACUGUUAAAGGUAGGAUAACAAGCUCAAAGUUCUAUGCUUCAUUUCUAAACACACUCGAAUCUCCACUUGAGGAGGCUUUCAUAGCUUGGCGGAGACGAAGAAGACGAAGAAGAAGAAGAAGGACUAUUGUUCCAAAUGCAGACGACUGUGUCCCUAACCCUUGUACAAACGGUAAAUGUAUCGACGGAGUGAACUCGUACACAUGUGAAUGUAUUCCUGGUUAUGCUGGGAAGAACUGUCAAACCGAUGUAGACGAAUGUGCAAAGAAGCCUUGUCAAAAUGGUGCCAAAUGUAUCGAUGGAGUCAAUGCUUAUAAAUGCGAGUGUGCUCCUGGUUUUAAUGGAAAGAACUGCGAAAACAAUGUCGACGAAUGUGCAAAGAAGCCUUGCCAAAAUGGCGGUAAAUGUACAGAUGGAGUCAAUUCGUACACAUGUAAAUGUGCCGCUGGUUACACUGGACCAAACUGCGAAACAAAUGCAGACGACUGUGUCCCUAACCCUUGUACAAACGGUAAAUGUAUCGACGGAGUGAACUCGUACACAUGUGAAUGUAUUCCUGGUUAUGCUGGGAAGAACUGUCAAACCGAUGUAGACGAAUGUGCAAAGAAGCCUUGUCAAAAUGGUGCCAAAUGUAUCGAUGGAGUCAAUGCUUAUAAAUGCGAGUGUGCUCCUGGUUUUAAUGGAAAGAACUGCGAAAACAAUGUCGACGAAUGUGCAAAGAAGCCUUGCCAAAAUGGCGGUAAAUGUACAGAUGGAGUCAAUUCGUACACAUGUAAAUGUGCCGCUGGUUACACUGGACCAAACUGCGAAACAAGCAAUGUCUGCCCCAAGUUUGAAAGGCAUGGAUGUUUCAAAGCCAGGGAUGGAAAAUCAGGGCAAGCUGUUUUGCCUAAGAUGCUUUUCAGUGAUCGUCUCAAGAGAUCACCCGAGUUUAACAGCCGAAAAGGCGUUAACUGGAAAGGAUGGAAUGACUAUUUGCAAGACAUCGCAUGUAGAUGUGCUGAAGAGGCGAAGAAAGUUGAAAAUGCUCAGUAUUUUGCCAUUCAGUUCUUCGGAGAGUGCUGGAGUGGUAGCCUCGCGGAUGUGGACCUUGAUAGUCUUGCAUCCAAUAAAUGUUAUGGUAGAGAUUACAAGACGUGCUCAUCUGAUUCUGUCGACAAGUACUGCGUCGGAGGAGCUAAUAACAUCUUUAUAUACCGCUUCGAUAAUGUCGACGAAUGUGCAAAGAAGCCUUGUCAAAAUGGUGCCCAAUGUAUCGACGGAGUCAAUUCUUACACAUGUAAAUGUGCCGCUGGUUUCACUGGACCGAACUGCGAAACCAAUGUCGACGAAUGUGCAAAGUUCAAGCCUUGUCAAAAUGGUGCCAAAUGCAUCGAUGGAGUCAAUUCCUAUAAAUGCGAGUGUGCUCCUGGUUUUAAUGGAAAGAACUGCGAAACCAAUGUAGACGAUUGUGUGAAGAAGCCUUGUCAAAAUGGUGGUGAAUGUAUCGAUGGAGUCAAUUCCUAUAAAUGCGAGUGUGCUCCUGGUUACACUGGACCAAACUGUGAAACCAAUGUCGACGAAUGUGCCAAUAAGCCUUGUCAAAAUGGUGCCGAAUGUAUCGAUGGAGCCAAUGCUUACACAUGUAAAUGUACCGCUGGUUACACUGGACCGAACUGCGAAACCAAUAUGGACGAUUGUUUCAACGAGCCCUGCCAAAAUGGUGGUGAAUGUAUCGAUGGAGUCAAUUCGUACGAAUGUAAAUGUAAACCUGGAUUUAAAGGAAAGAGCUGUGAAAUCAAAGAGGUGGUAGUUCCUUUUGAAUGCAAAAAUUAUAAGACAUUGAACGCUCGUGACCGAUCCAUGAAAGUAAGAGCAGAUAGAGCCAAGUGUGACAACUAUCUCAGCAAAGGCUGGUACCGCUUUGAAGGCGAGGCAGGAACGGCUAUCGCAACUAAAUGCCCUCCUAGAAGGCACUGUGGAGCUCAUGCCCCUGGAUGGAUGAAAGGUACUCAUCCAAGCCAGGCAGAGGGGGCUGUCACUAGACAUGUAUGUUACAAUUGGCGUGGUAACUGCUGCAGAUGGACGAAUAGUAUUCGCGUGCGCAACUGUGGUGGGUUCUAUGUGUACGAGCUGAAUAAACCUCCUGCUUGCCGUCUGCGGUAUUGUGGAAACGGAGAUUAAUAGAACUGUAAUCUCUCUAAUGUCAUUGGUCCACUGAGAGUACUCAUUGGGAGUUUAGUAUUGCAAAUUGUUUAGGACUGGGAU
Exaiptasia diaphana is the source of this 3428-nucleotide messenger RNA. Its product is annotated as neurogenic locus Notch protein. The record is from RefSeq and is a predicted model, not a curated record. NCBI's taxonomy places the organism in Eukaryota, Metazoa, Cnidaria, Anthozoa, Actiniaria, Aiptasiidae. Gene Ontology annotation, molecular function: calcium ion binding. Bases 81 to 3344 code for a protein of 1087 amino acids. The transcript is spliced from 31 exons.